GCUGUUCCCGUUCCCGUUCCGGCGCCGCCGCCGCUCGGAGCCGCCGCCACCGCCGGGGCCUCCCCGCCCCGUCCCGUCCGCUGCGGCCUCGCCAUGGCCGGGCGCGGCGCCUUCCCGCUCAGCCCGCUGCCCCCCUCGGCCGCCCCGCCGGCCCCGGGGCCCGGCACCGCCCUGCUGCGCGGCCCCAGCCCCGCGCCCGCCGCCGCCCCGGGCUACCGCGCCAUGGGCCCGGCCGCCGCUCAGUACCAGCAGCGGCCUGGGAUGCCCCCCGGGGGCCGGAUGCCCAUGGCAGGGCUGCAGGUGGGACCCCCGGGGGCCCCCCCGUACGGAGCAGCGACGCCGCUGAGGCCCGGCCUGCCCCAGGCCAUGAUGGAUCCCUUCAGGAAGCGCCUGCUGACCCCCCAGGCACAGCCACCCAUGGCCACCCCCAGGAGAGGGGUGAAGAGGAGGAAGAUGGCUGACAAGGUGCUGCCACAGAGGAUCCGGGAGCUGGUCCCAGAAUCCCAGGCCUACAUGGACCUGCUGGCCUUCGAGCGCAAGCUGGACCAAACCAUUGCCCGCAAGAGGAUGGAGAUCCAGGAGGCCAUCAAGAAACCCCUGACGCAAAAGCGCAAGCUCAGGAUUUACAUCUCCAACACCUUCACCCCGGCCAAGGAGGAGGGAGAGGGGGGGGAACGUGUGGCCUCCUGGGAGCUCCGUGUGGAGGGGAAGCUGCUGGAGGAUCCCAGCAAGCAGAAGAGGAAGUUCUCCUCCUUCUUCAAGAGCCUCGUGAUCGAGCUGGACAAGGAGCUCUAUGGGCCAGACAAUCACCUGGUGGAGUGGCACCGGAUGCCCACGACCCAGGAGACCGACGGCUUCCAGGUGAAGCGUCCCGGGGAUGUCAAUGUGAAGUGCACCCUGCUGCUCAUGUUGGACCACCAGCCCCCCCAGUACAAGCUGGACCCACGGCUGGCCCGGCUGCUGGGGGUGCACACCCAGACCAGGGCCAGCAUCAUGCAGGCCCUGUGGCUCUACAUCAAACACAACAAACUGCAGGACAGCCACGAGAAGGAGUUCAUCAACUGCAACCGCUACUUCCGCCAGAUCUUCAACUGCGUCCGCAUGCGCUUCUCCGAGAUCCCCAUGAAGCUGGCAGGGCUCCUGCAGCACCCAGACCCCAUCAUCAUCAACCACACCAUCAGUGUGGACCCCAAUGACCAGAAGAAGACAGCCUGCUACGACAUCGACGUGGAGGUGGACGAUCCCCUCAAAGCCCAGAUGAGCAAUUUCCUGGCCUCCACCACCAACCAGCAGGAAAUCGCCUCCCUGGAUGCCAAGAUCCACGAGACCAUCGAGUCCAUCAACCAGCUGAAGACUCAGAGGGAUUUCAUGCUGAGCUUCAGCAACAACCCCCAGGAUUUCAUCCAGGAGUGGAUCAAAUCCCAGAGGAGGGACCUCAAGAUCAUCACGGAUGUGAUCGGGAACCCCGAGGAGGAGCGGCGGGCCGAGUUCUACCAGCAGCCCUGGGCGCAGGAGGCCGUGGGCAGACACAUCUUCGCCAAGGUCCAGCAGCGCCGGCAGGAACUGGAACAAGUGCUCGGGAUCCGCCUGACCUAAGGCUGCCCGAGCCGGACGGUACCGACUGGAAGCCACAGCACUUGCACAAACCCCAUGUGCCUGGAGGGAUGGGUGGGAGCCCCCCGGGGCUCCCCCGGGCCGAGCACAGCGGAGUCCCCGCUCCCCCCAGGCCCCCGCAGCGCCUCCUCCGCUUUGCAUCGCGCCCUCCCCGCGGGUUCCCCAAACCCCCCCUGGAGCCGGGAAGCGCUGCCCGAGCCCAUGGGAGGAGCUGCCAGCCCCACCCGAGCCCCGCCCUGCCCCUCUUCUACCAAAGUUCGUCAUUCCAAACGCCAGCUCUCCCCGACGUUUUGCACUAUUUUUGUGAACAGGUUUUAUAUAAAAAGAAAAAAAAACACGAAAAAAGAAAAAAAAAAGGCAGCAUUUUGUACAGUGGGUUUGUAUUUGAUUAAUUAAUUAAUAUAUUGAUUGAGUUCCUCUUCCUGCACUGGGCUCUGCAGGGGCUCAGGGAGGCUCCCAGGGCUGCUCUGGGGCUACGGAGCCGCGGGCUGGGGCUCAUUUUGUGACAAUCAGUUUAUUCCUUCCCCCCUUCCCACUGUUUUACAUAAUUCCAUAAUUAACCACUUGACUUGACGAGGUUUGGGGGCAGAGAGGCUGGCUCUGCCCCAGGAGCCUGUGGGGGCACAGGGGCACCAAGAACUGGAGAUACUGGGGAGGAGGGAGGGGACCAGGGGGGCAGUGCCACCACUGCCACCCCACGGAAGUGCCUUUGCCCCCCUGCAGGCUCGGGUGGGGGGGCGUUUACAGAUUCCCAGGGUUGGGCUCAGGGGUUCCUGCUCUGCCUCUUGUGUAACCAGUUUUUGUCUAUUUUGGAUCUUUUCUAAUAAAAGCAGUUAGCAGCA
This is a messenger RNA of Agelaius phoeniceus (red-winged blackbird), 2456 nucleotides long. RefSeq names its product SWI/SNF related BAF chromatin remodeling complex subunit D2 (gene SMARCD2). NCBI's taxonomy places the organism in Eukaryota, Metazoa, Chordata, Aves, Passeriformes, Icteridae. The record is from RefSeq and is a predicted model, not a curated record.